AGCUGCUUGCACUCAUCAUCUCUAUUAAUAACUGACCUCCCUCCCCCACUGCCAGUGCUGCCCCCACACCGAUCCAGCUCAGGUUCUCUGGUCACAGCAACUCAGUCCUCCUAAGCUGCUGGACCCCAGGGAGAGCUGACCUCUGCUUGAGCAGCCGGCUGCUGAAUCUGCCUCCACAAUGCCACUCUCAGGCACCCCAGCUCCCAACAAGAAGAGGAAAUCCAGCAAGCUGAUCAUGGAGCUCACUGGAGGUGGACAGGAGAGCUCAGGCUUGAAUCUGGGCAAGAAGAUCAGUGUCCCAAGAGAUGUGAUGUUGGAAGAGCUGUCCUUACUCACUAAUAGAGGCUCUAAGAUGUUCAAACUUCGGCAGAUGCGAGUGGAGAAAUUUAUCUAUGAAAAUCAUCCUGAUGUCUUCUCUGACAGCUCUAUGGAUCACUUCCAGAAGUUCCUUCCUACAGUGGGGGGACAGCUGGGCACAGCUGGACAGGGAUAUUCUUACAGCAAGGGCAGUGGUGGAAUCCAGGCAGGGGGAAGUGGCUCUUCUGGACAGUAUGGUUCUGACCAGCAGCACCAUCAGGGUUCUGGAUCUGGAUCUGGGGGUGCAGGUGGUCCUGGUGGCCAGACUGGAAGAGGAGGAGCUUCUGGCACAGCAGGGGGUGGUGAGCCAGGAACAGGAGACCAGGCUGGUGGAGAAGGAAAACAUAUCACUGUGUUCAAGACCUACAUUUCCCCAUGGGAGAGAGCCAUGGGAGUUGACACCCAGCAAAAAAAAGAAUUUGGCAUUGACCUGCUGGCCUAUGGAGCCAAAGCUGAACUCCCCCAAUAUAAGUCCUUCAACAGGACGGCCAUGCCCUAUGGUGGAUAUGAGAAGGCCUCAAAACGCAUGACCUUCCAGAUGCCGAAGUUUGAUCUGGGGCCUCUGCUAAGUGAACCUCUGGUCCUCUAUAACCAGAACCUCUCCAACAGACCUUCUUUUAAUAGAACCCCUAUCCCCUGGCUGAGUUCUGGGGAGCCUGUAGACUACAACGUGGAUAUUGGCAUCCCCUUGGAUGGGGAAACUGAGGAACUGUGAGGCAUUUACUCCCGUACUUUGUAUCAAAUUUCCCUUCUCUACUUCUAGCUGGGAAAGGGAGAGCUGAGCAGGAUACCCCCACUGUAAAUCCAGUAUUCUUGUGGGAAUAGAAGAGAAGGGAGGCUGAGAUCUACCUUUCUAGCCUUCAUGUCAAGUCUCCACUCCAAGCAUCUUUCCUUAUCAACUCAGGGCUUCUUUCCACUUGUGUUGUAUGGGGACUGCUCUUUUAUUGAAUUUGUUCUGUAAAUGCUAACAGCUAAUAAACUUUAAGGAAAUAAACUUA
This is a messenger RNA of Erinaceus europaeus (western European hedgehog), 1355 nucleotides long. RefSeq names its product myozenin 1 (gene MYOZ1). Gene Ontology annotation, molecular function: FATZ binding; actin binding; telethonin binding. Lineage: Eukaryota; Metazoa; Chordata; Mammalia; Eulipotyphla; Erinaceidae. The record is from RefSeq and is a predicted model, not a curated record. Gene Ontology annotation, cellular component: actin cytoskeleton; Z disc. Bases 179 to 1072 code for a protein of 297 amino acids. The transcript has 6 exons.